UCGCGCUUCGCUGCUGUGCGCUCGUCUCGCGCGCUCCGUACGAAAAACGUUCUAUCGAAACCAUUUUUUUUUUCACUUAUUCAACCACGGCCUUUCGUGGUUAGCAACAAAAAAUUCGAAGUUCCAACAGACUUUUUUUGAAUUGACAAAAUUUAAAAAAAAAAUUAUUUUUUAUUGUUGGAUGACGUUCACAGUGCCGGUGAUAACGGAUAGUGAUGUGAAAUGUGUUGUGUUUACGUCGCAAUGUGUGUGUAGUGGAUUGUUUUGUUUACGAUGGGGUACACUGUGAGUGGCGCAGGGCGGGCGGCGCACGAGGCGCUGCUGGCCCGCCAGGAUGCCGAGUUACGGCUGAUGGAAGCUAUGAAGAGAAGCCUUCAGGCCAAGAUGAAGAGUGAUCGGGAAUAUGCGCUAGCUCUUUCAGUGGCAGCAGCCCAGGGUCAGAAGAUGGAUAAGUGUGAAGAGCUCAAUGGAUCAGUGAUAGCGUCAGCAUGGCGCACCAUGACCGAGGAGUGGGAGAACACCAGUAGACUCAUCAAGGCCAAUGCCGAGGCCCUGGAGUCACGGGCCUUGGACCGCCUCACUACUCUCAUGACAGAGAGGCGGAAGGCCAGGAAGGCGUAUCAGGAGGACCAUAGCAAAAUAUCCUCUCAAUUCUCACAGCUCUCAGAGGAGGUGACGAGAAAGCAGAGCGAGUACCAGAAGUGCUUGGAGUCGUACAAACAGAUGAGGACCAAGUUCGAGGAGAACUACCUUAAAUGUAAGUGUCCCACAGGCCGCGGUGGACGAAAGUUGGACGAGACCCGGGACAAAUACAGCAAGGCUUGUCGGAGACUGCACAGAGCACAUAACGAGUAUGUCCUCCUGCUUGCCGAAGCGACCGAAUGCGAGCGGGCGCUGCGGACGGCUGCUUUGCCCGCGCUGUUGGACCAGCAGAGGCGACAGGGUGAAGCCACGGCUACCUCCUGGAAAGGCAUCUUAUUAGAAGUCGUACAAAGGACUGAUUUCAGUUCGGAUAAGUUCAAAGAAAUUCAAAACAAAAUAGAAACCAACGUGCAGAACCUCAGGCCGCAGGACGAAUACAAAGAAUUUAUAGAAAAGUACAAAUCACCCCCAUCAACGCCAAUUUCAUUCACAUUUGAUGAAAGUCUAGUCGAAGAUACGAGUGGGAAAUUGCAGCCAAACCAACUAACGGUAGACAAUUUAACAGUAGAAUGGCUCAAGGAGAAACUUACGGAGUUAGAAGCUACACUUCAGGAGAACAGGGAAAAACAAACUGCGCUACAGGGUCCUGAGAUCAUAGGCAAUGGGGUCUGCAAAAACAAUAACAGCGGGUUGACGAAUGGCGUCAAUGGAAUUGAUAGACAUUCACCGCCACCUAUUCCUGUGACGACUUCAGAACCCAUGAAAUUGCUGGAACUUAGGGUUUCGGAGCGGAAAUGUGCCAAGCAGGCGGAGAUGAUCAGGUCGGCGCUGGCUGAGCUUGGCUGUGAGGAGGCGCCUAGUGGUUGUCCAGACCUCUCUGCUGAGACGGUCGGUGUUGAUAUAGACGGCAGCUCGGCUGACAACCAGGACCGUUCAUCAAUCGGCUCCAAAGCGUCCAUGGACGCGUUCCGGUUACAUCUCCACUCGAUAAUACCACCGAGGCCGUUCUUCAAACUAUUUACACGUCCGUUCCGCCGCAAAUCCGUUCCUUCAAGCCCUGCUCUUCCUCCCAAGACCUACCGCAGCAGCAGCGAGGGUCCGGCCGACUCGGUGAGCGUGAGCGAAACCGAGCGUUCACUGGUGGAACAGGAGUGGUUCCAUGGGGUUCUUCCCCGGGAGGAGGUGGUGAGGCUACUGCGAGCUGAUGGGGACUACCUGGUGCGAGAGACCACUAGGAACCACGCGAGACAGCUGGUCUUGUCCGUCUGUUGGGGACAACACAAACACUUCAUUGUGCAGACAACGCCAGAGGGUCACUACCGCUUUGAAGGCGCGGCAUUUCCCUCAGUAGCAGAGCUGAUAGCGUGGCAGCGGACCAGCGAGGUGCCCGUCACGGCCCGGAGCGGAGCUUUACUGCGAAGGGCCGUGCCCAGGGAGAACUGGGAGCUCAAUAACGAUGACGUGCAGUUGCUGGACAAAAUCGGGAGGGGUAAUUUCGGCGACGUGUACAAAGCGCGUCUUAAGACGACCGGACAAGAGGUGGCCGUGAAGACUUGCCGCAUGGCGCUCCCGGAGGAACAGAAGAGGACGUUCCUGCAGGAAGGCCGCAUUCUCAAGCAAUACCAACAUCCUAAUAUCGUACGACUCAUCGGGAUCGCGGUACAGAAGCAGCCGAUCAUGAUUGUUAUGGAACUGGUGCCAGGCGGUUCCCUACUGACGUUUUUAAGGACGCGCGCCGCCAACCUUCCCUCCCGCUCAUUGCUAGCCAUGUGCCGCGACGCAGCCGCUGGAAUGCGCUACCUAGAAUCCAAGAACUGCAUCCAUCGCGAUCUAGCCGCGAGGAACUGCCUCGUGGGCGAAGAUAACAUCGUGAAGAUAUCAGAUUUCGGGAUGUCGAGGGAGGAAGAGGAAUAUAUAGUGUCGGGCGGGAUGAAGCAGAUCCCGAUUAAGUGGACUGCGCCUGAGGCACUCAAUUUUGGAAAAUACACAUCAUUGUGCGACGUCUGGAGCUAUGGAGUUCUUAUGUGGGAGAUCUUCUCCAAGGGCGACACUCCGUAUGCGGGUAUGAGCAAUUCACGAGCGAGGGAAAAGAUUGACGAAGGGUACCGGAUGCCGGCGCCCGAAGGCUGUUCCGAGGAGGUAUACGCGUUGAUGCUUCGAUGCUGGGUGUACGAGCCGGAAAAAAGACCUCACUUUCAUCAAAUAUACACCCUUAUAGACAACAUAUACAAUAGGUAGCCUACUUAAUGUCAUACCGACUGCAUCAUGUCUUUAUCAAAUGCGCAAUUCAAAAAGGCUCAUUUUUAAGCGUCCUUCUCGGUCAGUAGUAUUGGUCAACACAUUAUUUCAAACAUGUUGGGUGUCAUUUAUUUCUUAUUUUUUUAAUUUUUUAAUUUAGUGCUAACGACGCCAUCUUGUAAAUGCGCGACUAAAAUGUUUUUUGAUCUUACUACCAACUAUGCCAUGUUUUUACUGUAGUGCCACCAAAAUAAAGGGCUUUCUAGCAACAUAUUGAUGUCAGUGUUUGUUAUAUUUGUUGGAAUUUUUUUAUAAACCGAAGACAAUACCUAUAAAACUGACAAUAUUUAAAAGGUUAUUGUAAAUCUCCGAAGGAUAGCAUAAUUUGAAAAGUGACAGUGUUAUUUGUGUUGAAAUCGCUGUGCAUCUGCCAAUCAAAUAUUUUGUAGCUAUUGUAAGAGUAAUCAAUGAACUUCAGUAUUUUGUAAUGCUGUAAGCAUAUUAUGAGGACUUUUAAUUUGUGGAACCAUUAUGAUUUAUGAUUGUAAUAAGUAUUUUAAUGAAAACUGUGUUUGCCUCUUAAGAAAUUAAUAAGAUAUGAUAUUGUUUAAUUGUAAGAGCUCAAUUACUACACAUUAUAUUGUUAAAAUUUUCAUUAUUGACAACAUUUCGAUUGUUAUUAUAAAUGUAACAUGCAUUAUUUUUAUACGAAAAUGUAGAAUACCUUAGCAUUGUUGAUCUCUACAAUUAGUUGAAGGUUUUAAGUCAUGGUUUUUUUAAAUACGAUUCUUAUGUUAUGUAUACUAAGUAGCUAUAAAUGUCGUGAAUAAUUAGAAUAUUUAGAUUUAAAUAUUGUUUCAAGUACAAUGCGUUCGUAUUUCAUUUGUGUUUUAGUAUUAUUAAUCUUAUUAUUUUACAAGUUUAUUAUCAUUUAUUUUAAACUGCAUGAGAAUUAUGGUAAACAGUUGUAUGUAAGUAGGUAACCUUAGUGAUCUAUUAUUUUUAAAAUAUUUUUUUGAUUAUUAGUUUUAUUUGUAUUUAGUUUUAGAAAACCGAAACUUUGGCAAUAAGAGUUUGUGAUAAUUAUAAAUAUUUGUGCUUCCAAGUUUGUCGUACUGUGCUUCCAUAAUAACUAAGUUAUAAUGAAAUAUUGUAUGUAUAUGUCUUGUCGUGCGUGGAAUUGUUAUGUUGGUAAAUAAAAGUGAGAAAUACUAAAGGUUUCCGAAUGUUUAGUUGAUAAUGUUAUCUAUUAUAAGUACUGAUUGUAAAUAUUUUAACGUAUAUAUUCAAUAAAGUGCCAGAUAUUUUUGAAUUAAUAAAA
Amyelois transitella is the source of this 4201-nucleotide messenger RNA. It is a transcript of the gene FER, whose product is annotated as tyrosine-protein kinase Fer. Lineage: Eukaryota; Metazoa; Arthropoda; Insecta; Lepidoptera; Pyralidae. The record is from RefSeq and is a predicted model, not a curated record. Gene Ontology annotation, biological process: peptidyl-tyrosine phosphorylation. The transcript is spliced from 14 exons. Gene Ontology annotation, molecular function: non-membrane spanning protein tyrosine kinase activity; ATP binding. The coding region runs from base 274 to 2880 and encodes 868 amino acids.